GCUAUUCCCCAAAGAAACGAAUUUUUGUUUUUUCCUCACUAUUUCUUGCUUUGAAAUGAUUAACGGCGAGAAUUAUAAGAGACGACGGGAGGAAACAUUUUCCGACGAUGAAGAUAGCUGUUCCACCGACAAUGAACCCAAGAAGAAAGAUUUGAACGGUAUUAUCACUUCGCUACUGUUGCUUGAAGAGCAAGAAAAGCGAGACCAUGAAGAGCAAAACGAAGCAUCCAAUGAAGAGAAAUCGAUCUUGGAGUCCAAUCACAAGAGAAAAACUCGAACUAUGCUCGAAUUUUACACCAAUCUCCAAGACUACUACUCCGAAAUCGACGAAACCGACCGUGUGAAGCGGAAGAAGUCCCGAACCAUGGCGGCAUCCGUCGCUGUCGCUGCCGUUAGCCAAACGGAAAACCAAUCACCCAACCAACAGAACAAACAAUCCGGGUCGGGUCAGCAAAGGCGAUUAUGGGUAAAAGACAGAUCGAAGGCUUGGUGGGACGACUGCAACCGACCCGAUUACCCCGAAGAAGAAUUCAAGAAGGCUUUCAGGAUGAGCAAGUCAACCUUCGAGCUCAUCUGCGAAGAACUCAACUCCGUUAUCGCCAAAGAAGACACGACGUUACGGAACGCGAUCCCCGUUAAGCAAAGAGUGGCGGUUUGCAUUUGGCGGCUAGCCACAGGCGAACCGUUACGGCUCGUUUCGAAACGGUUCGGUUUAGGCAUCUCGACGUGUCAUAAGCUGGUCCUCGAAGUGUGUUCGGCAAUACGCAGCGUUUUGAUGCCGAAAUACUUACACUGGCCAGAAGAGGAUUCCUUGCGGAAAAUAAAAGAAGAGUUCGAGGGCAUUUCGGGGAUACCAAACGUCGUCGGAUCAAUGUACACAACGCACAUCCCGAUUAUCGCACCGAAAAUAAGCGUGGCGGCGUAUUUCAACAAGAGACACACGGAGCGGAACCAGAAAACCUCGUACUCGAUAACCGUACAAGGCGUGGUCGAUCCUAGGGGAGUUUUUACAGAUGUUUGUAUAGGGUGGCCGGGUUCGAUGACCGAUGAUCAAGUGCUUGAAAAAUCAGCUUUGUAUCAAAGGGCAAAUGGGGGAUUACUAAAAGGAGUUUGGAUUGUUGGGAGUUCAGGGUAUCCAUUAAUGGAUUGGGUUUUGGUUCCUUACACACAACAGCAUUUGACUUGGACACAACAUGCUUUCAAUGAAAAGAUUGGGGAGAUUCAAAAGAUUGCUAAGGAAGCAUUUGGGAGACUUAAAGGGAGGUGGUGUUGUUUGCAGAAAAGGACAGAGGUUAAGUUACAGGAUUUGCCUGUUGUGCUGGGAGCUUGUUGUGUUUUACAUAAUAUUUGUGAAAUGAUGGAUGAAGGGAUCGACCCAGACUUGAAAUUUGCGCUUGCUGAUGAUGAAAUGGUCCCUGAAGUUGCUUUGAAAUCGGUAAGUUCGAUGAAAGCUAGAGAUGCUAUUGCUCAUAAUCUUUUACAUCAUGGUCUUGCUGGCACUGCUUUUCUGUAAUUUACAAAAAUGGAAUUUGGGGGGCAGAGAAUAUCCAAUAUUUGUUUUUUUGAAAGAUUAUAAAUUCUUUUUUUUUUUUUUGCAAGGUAGUAUGACAUUAUUGCAGGGAUUAAUUGUAAAUUUGUUUGAAGGGAUGUGUAAAAUUCUAUAUUUGUUCCCUCCAAUGAAUGAAACAUUUAUUUAGUUUUGAGUUACAGUGUUAGCCUGUUAGGUUUUCACUUACAUUAAGAUAUGUGUAUUCCUUGGUUCUAUACUGCUUCCAUUAUGGAAUAAAGACUAUGAAUGAAAUCAAAAAUCAAAAUUAUUCUUUUA
This is a messenger RNA of Gossypium raimondii (Peruvian cotton), 1825 nucleotides long. Its product is annotated as protein ALP1-like. The record is from RefSeq and is a predicted model, not a curated record. Lineage: Eukaryota; Viridiplantae; Streptophyta; Magnoliopsida; Malvales; Malvaceae. The transcript has a single exon. Bases 56 to 1513 code for a protein of 485 amino acids.